CAUUCACUUCCGGGCUGGUAAACGCUACCCGGGUGACACUAAAAUGAACCAUUUUACCCAACUUUAUACUCGUUUUGUAAAAUAGUCGAAAUAUUAACUUGAACACAAACACACAGGUCUUUUAGACGUUGUCAUAAUAAUGUCAGCGCUUUGCUUUGAAGGGUAACAAUACCUGAUACGAUCCGGCAAGAAGCGCAGGCGUAGCGGCUGAGGUCUGGUUGACUCGCUGCAGAAAGGAACCACAGCCUCCAACCUUCAGCCGCAGCUGCAAGACGUAUUUUUGCGGAAAUAUUCUAGUCAGCUUCAGCAGUGACUUUUUUCCUCUCGAGAUGAAAUUAAAGGAGGACAUCAACCCUCUGCUACUACAGGUCUUCCGCUCAGUGGUCUGGGUCUACUCUGUGAUCACCUUCAUACCCUGGUAUUUCUUUUCCGGGGCCGGUACCAACCUGGAGCGGGCACGUCGCAUCAAAGCACGCUCAGUUAGUGGGCACCCUGCCGGGCCGUACAGAGCCAUCAACAGCCAAAAGAACCUGGUGGCAUGGCUGCAUCCUGGGGUGGAUACCCUGGAUAAAAUGUUUGAGUAUGCUGUUAAGAAGUUUCCCCAGAGGGACUGUCUGGGCACCAGGGAGGUGCUGAGCGAGGAGGAUGAGCUCCAACCCAAUGGGAAAGUAUUUAAGAAGGUAAUUCUCGGGAACUAUAACUGGCUGUCUUAUGAGGAGACCUACCAGGCGGCAAGGACAUUCGGAAGCGGGCUCGCGUCUCUCGGUCAGAGGCCGAAGUGCAAGAUCGCCAUCUUCUGUGAGACCAGAGCUGAGUGGAUCGUGGCAGCUCAGGCCUGCUUUAUGUACAAUUUCCAACUCGUCACACUGUACGCCACUCUUGGACCCACGGCCAUUGCCCACGGUCUGAACGAGACAGAGGUCACACACAUCAUCACUAGUAAAGAUCUGCUGCAGGGCCGUCUCAUGGCCAUUCUGUGUGAUGUUCCGAGGCUGCAGUACGUCAUCGUGGUUGACAAGAAACUGGCGAGUUGGCAGGACAUCCCCAGAGGCAUCACGGUUCACAGCAUGGACGCAGUGAGAGAGAUGGGAUCCAAGCCUGAAAACUUAGCAACAGACUGCAGACAACCACAGUCCUCAGACAUUGCCGUCAUCAUGUACACCAGUGGCUCCACGGGCAUCCCCAAGGGUGUGAUGAUCUCCCAUGGCAACAUCAUUGCUGGCAUCACCGGGAUGGCAGAGCGAAUCCCCAACCUCAAUGAAACAGACACCUACAUUGGCUACCUGCCCUUGGCUCACGUUUUAGAGCUCAGUGCAGAGCUUGUGUGCAUCUCUCAUGGCUGUCGCAUCGGCUAUUCUUCCCCUCAGACUCUCGCCGACCAGUCCACCAAAAUAAAAAAGGGCAGUAAAGGGGACACCAGUGUGUUGCGACCUACGCUCAUGGCUGCUGUACCAGAAAUAAUGGACCGUAUUUAUAAGAACGUGAUGACGAAGGUGGAGGGCAUGAGCAAAUUCCAGAAGACGCUCUUUGUGCUGGCGUACAACUACAAGAUGGAGCAGAUCUCGAAGGGCUACAGCACACCUCUUUCUGACAGCCUGGUGUUCAAGCGGGUCCGUGCGCUACUGGGUGGCAACACACGUGUGCUUCUCUCUGGAGGGGCUCCACUGUCAGCCGCCACGCAACGCUUCAUGAACAUCUGUCUGUGCUGCCCUGUGGGGCAAGGCUACGGUCUGACAGAAACCUGUGGUGCAGGCACCAUCAGCGAGGUUUGGGACUACAGCACUGGACGGGUCGGCGCGCCUCUGGUUUGCUCAGAGAUCACGCUCAAAGAUUGGGAAGAGGGCGGCUACUACAGCACAGACAAGCCCAACCCACGUGGUGAAAUCUUGAUCGGCGGGCCCAACGUGACAAUGGGUUACUAUAAAAACGAAGCCAAGAACUGCGAGGACUUUUUUGUGGACGUGAAAGGCCAACGGUGGUUCUGCACUGGGGACAUUGGGGAGUUCCACUCUGACGGAUGCCUGAAGAUUAUCGACCGCAAAAAGGACCUGGUGAAACUGCAGGCUGGCGAGUAUGUCUCUCUAGGAAAAGUUGAGGCCGUUCUGAAGAACUGCUCACUCAUAGACAACAUCUGUGCCUAUGCCAACAGCGAUCAGUCGUAUGUGAUCAGCUUCGUGGUGCCCAACCAGAAACAGCUGAUGGCACUGGCAGAGCGGAUGCAGGUGCGAGGCACAUGGGAGGAGAUCUGCAACAACCCCCUGAUGGAGAAGGAAGUCCUCCGCGUCAUCACAGAGGCUGCUAUCUCGUCAAAACUGGAGCGAUUUGAGAUCCCCAUGAAAGUCCGCCUGAGUGCGGAACCUUGGACACCAGAGACUGGCCUGGUCACCGAUGCAUUCAAACUAAAACGCAAGGAGCUCAAAACACACUACCAAGAAGACAUUGAGAGGAUGUACGGAGGAAAAUAGCACAUGCACACACGUGUACACACACACACACACACACACACACACACACAAUAAUAACCAAGUAAAUGAGGUUGCUGAAAGGACUUGGAGAGGAUGCAUUAUGCUUAAAAUACAGUUAACA
Messenger RNA from Dunckerocampus dactyliophorus (ringed pipefish), 2586 nucleotides. It is a transcript of the gene acsl3b, whose product is annotated as acyl-CoA synthetase long chain family member 3b. Gene Ontology annotation, biological process: long-chain fatty acid metabolic process; neuron differentiation; long-chain fatty-acyl-CoA metabolic process. The record is from RefSeq and is a predicted model, not a curated record. The transcript is spliced from 15 exons. Bases 330 to 2465 code for a protein of 711 amino acids. Gene Ontology annotation, cellular component: endoplasmic reticulum; lipid droplet; plasma membrane. Lineage: Eukaryota; Metazoa; Chordata; Actinopteri; Syngnathiformes; Syngnathidae. Gene Ontology annotation, molecular function: long-chain fatty acid-CoA ligase activity.